CCAGACCUGGCCUCUGAUUCACUUUUUUGCCAAACAAACCUCUCGGCAGACAUCGACGGAGGGCCAAUUGGUUUUGGCUUUGUGGAUCUGGAUCAAGCCAGGGACACUUCUUACUUUUAUUUUUUGUCUAAUUGACCUGAGUGUUUCGCUGUUGCAUCCAGGCCAGCGUCAUGCUCUCAACCUCUCCGCUGCGCGUCGGCGCUCCCAGGACCCUGGCUGCAUGCCGGGCCCUGCCCUUGAGGAAUCAGAUCCGUCUCCUCUCCGCCACCCCCCGCCGACAUGCCGACGAGAAACUCAACCGCGUCUCCUCCGCCAUCACGCAGCCCAAGUCGCAGGGCGCCUCCCAGGCCAUGCUAUACGCCACCGGCCUGACGGAAGAAGACAUGUCCAAGCCUCAGGUUGGCAUCUCGUCCGUCUGGUACGAGGGCAACCCUUGCAACAUGCAUCUGCUCGGCCUCUCCGACCUCGUCCGCCAGAGCGUCCAGAAGGCCGGGCUCGUCCCCAUGCGCUUCAACACGAUCGGCGUCUCGGACGGCAUCAGCAUGGGCACCACGGGCAUGCGCUACAGCUUGCAGAGCCGAGAGAUCAUUGCUGACAGCAUCGAGACUGUCAUGCAGGGGCAGUGGUACGAUGCCAACAUCUCCCUGCCCGGCUGCGACAAGAACAUGCCUGGUGUCAUGAUCGCAAUGGGCCGCGUCAACCGGCCCAGCAUCAUGGUGUACGGCGGUACGAUCAAGCCCGGAUGCUCCAAGAAGGGACAGCCAAUCGACAUUGUCAGCGCUUUCCAGGCCUACGGCCAGUACCUCUCGGGCGAGAUCGACGAGGAGGAGCGCUUCGACAUCAUCCGCAACGCCUGCCCCGGCGGCGGUGCUUGCGGUGGCAUGUACACGGCCAACACGAUGGCAUCGGCCAUCGAGACCCUCGGCAUGACCCUCCCCGGCAGCAGCAGCUUCCCGGCCGAGGACCCCCGGAAGAAGGCCGAGUGCGAGAGCGUCGGUGAAGCCAUCAAGAACCUCCUCCGGGAGAACAUCAGGCCCAGCGACAUCUUGACGCGGCAGGCGUUCGAGAACGCCAUGGUCGUCGUCAGCGUCCUGGGCGGCAGCACCAACGCCGUGCUCCACCUCAUUGCCAUCGCCGACUCGGUCGGCAUCAAGCUCACCAUCGACGACUUCCAGGCCGUCUCGGACCGGAUCCCGCUGCUGGCCGACCUCAAGCCCUCGGGCAAGUACGUCUUCGAGGACCUGUUCAAGAUCGGCGGCACCCCCGCCCUCUUGAAGUUCCUGCUUAAGGAGGGCCUCAUCGACGGCUCGGGCAUCACCGUUACAGGCAAGACCCUGAAGCAGAACGUGGAGGACCUGCCCGGCUUCCCCGACGACCAGCCCAUCAUCCGCCCCCUGAGCAACCCGAUCAAGCCUACCGGCCACAUCCAGAUCCUGCGCGGCUCGCUCGCGCCCGGCGGCUCGGUCGGCAAGAUCACGGGCAAGGAAGGGCUGCGGUUUGAGGGUAAGGCUAAGGUGUACGACUACGAGGACGGCUUCAUCGAGGCGCUCGAGCGCGGCGAGAUCAAGAAGGGCGAGAAGACGGUCGUCGUCAUCCGCUACGAGGGCCCCAAGGGCGGGCCCGGCAUGCCCGAGAUGCUCAAGCCCAGCUCCGCCAUCAUGGGCGCCGGCCUUGGCCAGGACGUCGCCCUCAUCACUGACGGCCGCUUCUCCGGCGGCAGCCACGGCUUCCUGAUCGGCCACAUCGUGCCCGAGGCCAUGGAGGGCGGCCCGAUCGCCCUGGUCAGGGACGGCGACAAGAUCGUCAUUGACGCCGAGAAGCGCGUGCUGGACCUCGAGGUGCCGGCCGAGGAGCUCGAGAAGCGGAGGAGAGAGUGGAAGGCGCCCGAACCCAGGGUGAAGAGGGGUACCCUGAGGAAGUACGCUGCCCUGGUCAGCGACGCGAGCCACGGGUGCGUUACCGACAGGGCUUAAGGUGUGAAAGGCGGAGUUGAGCAGAGAUGGGCUAGCAGAUCCCUUUGGAUUGGAAUGUACAUGUAGAUUAAACUCGGUUUUGUUUGGGCUGGA
Molecule: messenger RNA, 2066 nt
Organism: Thermothelomyces thermophilus ATCC 42464
Lineage: Eukaryota; Fungi; Ascomycota; Sordariomycetes; Sordariales; Chaetomiaceae
Exons: 2
Coding region: 171-1973 (600 amino acids)
Biological process (GO): branched-chain amino acid biosynthetic process
Cellular component (GO): mitochondrion
Molecular function (GO): dihydroxy-acid dehydratase activity
Source: RefSeq, a predicted model, not a curated record